CAAUCUCAUAUGAGUCAUAUCACUUGCUGUUCUAGUUAUCUACCAAAAAAAAUGUCUUCAUCUUAUUCUUCUUUUUCUUCUUCAAUGGUUGCUGUCACUUUGGUUAUGGUUUUGCUAUUAGUAGAUAGCUCUUCAGCUAAGCUAUCAACCAACUUCUAUUCUAAGACUUGUCCGAAACUACUAAGUACCGUGGAAUCUGAGGUAAAAUCGGCGGUGUCGGAGGAAAAACGCAUGGGUGCUUCUCUACUUCGCCUCCACUUCCAUGACUGCUUUGUUCAAGGUUGUGAUGGAUCAAUACUCCUAGAUGACACUUCUUCUUUCCGAGGGGAACAAACAGCUGGCCCAAACAACAAGUCUAUCAGAGGUCUGAAUGUAAUUGAACGCAUCAAGUCCAAGGUGGAGGACGUCUGUCCUGGUGUAGUGUCAUGCGCUGAUAUCGUAGCCAUUGCCGCUCGUGAUUCAGUUGUUCUUCUUGGAGGACCCAGUUGGAAUGUCAAACUUGGAAGAAGGGACUCCAGAACCGCCAGCUUUUCUGCUGCAAAUGGUGGCCAAAUUCCUGCCCCCACUUCCAACCUUAACACUCUCAUCAAAACAUUCCAAGCCAAGGGACUGUCAACCAAGGAUAUGGUUGCCUUAUCAGGAUCACACACGAUUGGACAAGCAAGGUGCACCGUAUUCAGAGCCCGUGUGCACAAUGAUACCAACAUUGAUAGUUCUUUCGCUCGAACAAGGCAAGGGAACUGCCCACUAAACUCUGGGGAUAACAAUCUGGCUCCUCUAGACCUUCAAACUCCUACUACUUUUGAUGUUAACUACUACAAGAACCUUGUGAAUCAGAAGGGUCUUUUUCACUCUGAUCAAGAGCUACACAAUGGCGGAUCCACCGACUCGCUUGUUGAAACAUACAGCAAAAAUCCCAAGACUUUUAAUUCCGAUUUUGCUGCUGCCAUGAUCAAGAUGGGUGAUAUUAGCCCACUCACUGGAUCAAAAGGCGAAAUUAGGAAAAAGUGUGGGAGGGUGAAUUAAUGGAAGAGUAGAAGUCUUGUUUUUUGAUUUUUCCCAGAAUUGGUAGUGUUUUUUUUUUUAAUGGAAACGAUAAAAUUUCAUAUUAAGAAGGAAUAUUCGAAAAAAUGAUAGACAUAAUAAAGUUAGACGUCUACUUCAACUGUACAACCCAGAAUUGUUAAUGUUGUUUAUUCUGUUUGUUUUGUUCUAUGUUGUAUUUCCUGGAGGGAUAUAGAUGGUAUAAGGAAGGAAGGAAGGAAGGAAUGAAGGAAGAGCAAGUGUGAUUACUUAGAACAAUAGUACUAGACUUUUGAGUAUUCUUCUUUGAAUUUUCAUGACCAAUAAAUAUUGUUAUGGUGUUUUCACCUUAAUUUUUGUUCUUCUUCUUUGACAAGUUCAUUUUUUUUUUUUUCAUGAAAAUC
Ilex paraguariensis (yerba mate) is the source of this 1427-nucleotide messenger RNA. Lineage: Eukaryota; Viridiplantae; Streptophyta; Magnoliopsida; Aquifoliales; Aquifoliaceae. The record is from the annotation of a GenBank genome assembly.